Molecule: messenger RNA, 2579 nt
Organism: Hemiscyllium ocellatum (epaulette shark)
Lineage: Eukaryota; Metazoa; Chordata; Chondrichthyes; Orectolobiformes; Hemiscylliidae
Gene: poglut1
Product: protein O-glucosyltransferase 1
Exons: 11
Coding region: 11-1183 (390 amino acids)
Biological process (GO): positive regulation of Notch signaling pathway; protein O-linked glycosylation
Cellular component (GO): endomembrane system
Molecular function (GO): UDP-xylosyltransferase activity; UDP-glucosyltransferase activity
Source: RefSeq, a predicted model, not a curated record
GCAGUAGGUCAUGGCGCGAAGAUGGCGGUUGUUGUCGUUGAUGUUGGCGGCGGCGCUGGCUGUGGCCGGCGGCAGCGACUCCCGAGCAGAUGGAAAUUGGCACAGGUACAAGGACAAGAUAGCAGCAGCUGUGGGUUCUUAUCAGCCCUGCAUCCAACAUAACUGCAGCUGUCAUCAACGUGUCCUAGAGGAUGAUCUUUCACCCUUCAAGCAAGGAAUCUCCAGUGACAUGAUGACUGAUACUGUCAAUAAAAAUGUAGGGACUCACUACCAGAUAAUACAGAACAAGUUGUAUCGACAAGAUGACUGCAUGUUCCCUGCCAGGUGCAGUGGAGUAGAGCAUUUUGUACUGGAAAUAAUUGACCAGCUCCCUGACAUGGAAUUUGUACUCAAUGUCCGAGACUACCCUCAGAUUCCAUACUGGAUGAAACCCAUCAGGCCUAUUUUGUCUUUCAGCAAGACUUCAGAAUACUAUGACAUCAUGUACCCUGCGUGGACCUUCUGGGAGGGAGGUCCAGCAGUUUGGCCCAUUUACCCAAAAGGACUUGGACGCUGGGACCUAAUGAGGAAGGAGUUAAAAGUAUCUGCUGAAAAGUGGCCAUGGGAGAAGAAAGUCUCAAAAGGUUUCUUUAGAGGAUCAAGGACAAGUUCUGAGCGAGACCCUCUUAUUCUGCUGUCUCGGGAAGAACCUUUGUUGGUAGAUGCCGAGUACACAAAAAACCAAGCCUGGAAGUCAGAAAAGGAUACUCUAGGAAGACCCCCUGCCAAAGAAAUUCCAUUGGUGGACCAUUGCAAGUACAAGUAUUUAUUUAAUUUCCGAGGUGUUGCAGCCAGUUUCCGAUUUAAACACCUUUUUCUGUGCGGAUCGUUGGUUUUCCAUGUUGGGGAUGAAUGGCUGGAAUUCUUUUACCCCCAGUUGAAACCAUGGGUACAUUACAUCCCUGUUAACCAAGACCUCUCCAAUGUUCGGGAGUUGUUACAGUUUGUUCAAGAAAAUGAUGAUAUUGCCAGAGAGAUUGCAGAGAGGGGCCACCAGUUUAUCCUGGAGCACUUGAAGAUGGAGGAUGUUUCCUGUUACUGGAAGCAGCUGCUAAUGAAAUAUUCCAAACUACUGCUAUAUAAACCCAAGAAACAAAAGAAAUACAACCAGAUCUUUGCCAGGCAUGAACGAAGUGAGCUGUAGCUUUUGGAGACAUGGAUACAUUCACAGCAACUGCAGGGUCAGGUUCUCUGUGAAACUUCCAACAUAGUUAAGCCAGUUUGCUAAGCUGUGGAAUAUUCCCAUCAGUUUUCAAAACCUUUGCUGCAGUUAUAAAUUCUGGUCCAAUCAGGGUCCAGCCAAUAUUCUACAAACCACAGGCUCCAAACACUUAAGACUACAUCCUUCCAUUUACUGUAAAUUCAAAGGAAACUGUGUGCAAUGGAAGGUCAUCAAAAAUAAGGAACAAGAUAUGUACGGUCUCUUUAAUCAUGGUCUUAAUGUCAUCAAUUUAAUUUAUUGAAGCACAUUCCAAGAGUCAUUCUUUUAAUAGAGCAUUAAUGGAGACAAACUGCAGCUAAGAAGAGUAAGGGAUGGCUUGACUGAAAUAUGUAAGAUCCUGAGGAUCUUAAUAGGAUAUGGAAAGGAUGUUCCCUAUUAGGAAAUAAUAUACAAUGUGGGAUUGCCCAUUUAAGACAAAAUGAGAAUUUGUUUUCUGAGAACUUUUGGUAUCCUUCAGAAGGUGGUGGAAGCAGAGACUUGAAUCUUUUUAAGCCAGCAGUAUAUUGAUUCUGGACAAGUGAUUAGGUGAAGGUUAUUGGGGAAGGAGGGAAUGUGGAGUAGUGAGAUCAGCCAUGAUAUUAUAGAAUUGUAGAGUAGAAUUGAAUGGCGUACUCCUGCUCCCAAUUUAUAUGUUGAUCUAUAAACUCAAGCAGAUCUUCAUUAUUCGUCUUGUGUUUGGAAUGACAUUCCCAAUAAAGUUAGGGACUGGAUAUUUGAAUUCUUAUCAUCACUGCCCCUUCGCUGAACCUGCAUUCCUGACUUUUAGCCUCUCCAUGGCCAUAUUCCAAUCGGGCUGGUAAAGCGUUUCAUUCUGACGUCUAUGCCACUUGACUGACAGAUGAGCAUUCAAUCACUAUCUGCUGCUUCCCUCUGUUCCUGUCUCCUGUUGCCAGUUCUGGAUUUGCUAGUAAUAGAAAGGCCAGCAGCAGAAAUCCUAACCCCCAUUCACAUUUAGCAUAGCCAAUUGUGGGAGGAAACCGGAGCACUUAGAGGACACCAAGCACAGACACAGAGAAUGUACAAACUCCACACAGACACUUGCCCACGGUGGUACAGGUGGCCACCUUGCUGUGGAUUUUGUUGAUCGAUGGGGCAGGGGCUGCAACUGAUGAUACUUUGUCUUGUAGUAGUCCUUCAAGUGAGGCAGUAUCGGAUUUGCUCUUUGGUUACAAUGAACUGAAACUUUGGGCAGAAAGGACAUGGAACAGCAAAACAGCACCAGCCACUGCUCCAGUCAACCAGUUGCUGAAACUGUAACAACGGAAUGAUGUCACAGAUCAGUUUAAUUAAAAACAUUUUAAUAAAUUUUUUUAAUACA